Molecule: messenger RNA, 2086 nt
Organism: Zea mays
Lineage: Eukaryota; Viridiplantae; Streptophyta; Magnoliopsida; Poales; Poaceae
Exons: 1
Coding region: 936-1172 (78 amino acids)
Source: RefSeq, marked validated
CCGACUGCUGCUCCAAUUCCAGCCCCAACGCCCAGCCGCCGCCCCUGGGUUCUUCAAAAAAAAAUCUGUCACCGCCGCUGAUAGAAGAAGAUCCAGCUGCCUCUGCUCUGAUUUUCCUGCCGCCGUUCUGUUGAUCUUUUGGGCGCGUGGUGCUUAUCUCCCAGCAUGCCGUGCCCAGCCUCCCUUGAUCCCUUCUUCUCCCACGCCGUGCUGCUUUAGCUCGGGGAUAAAAUCCCAUCGCGCGCAGCCUCUGCUCACCAUGGCUGGUGCGCUCAUUUUCGUCGAACUCCUUCUCUGCCAUGGCCGCCGUCAAGUUCCUCCCUGAAGCUUCCCUGCGCACGGAUCUCUCCUUUCCUCUACUCAUCUUCCCCGCGAUGUACGCCUAGCCGUGUUCCCAGCCUGCGCGCCUCUGGCCCUCUGCUCGAGCUCGCCUGGCUAGAGUUCCUAGUCGCCGCGUCCUGUCGAGCUUGGCUCCGUGCGCGCGCUUCUUCUUCCUCAGCUCGCCCAGCUCGACCAUCCUUCAAGUUUCGCCCAGCCCAGUCGCGCGUCUGCUCUGCUCGCCGACACGCGUUCCUCUCUCCGGUGCCGCGCGCGCCCUUGAUUUCCCAUGCCGAGCAGCUCGCUGGCUCUCUGAUUGUUCCAGCUCGUGGCGGUUCUCCCUACCGCGCUCGGUCUUCGUCUCUGUCGCGCGCCCGAAUUUUCUUCGUUUGGUCUUAAUUCCCGUUGCGUCGUCGACCUCGUCAAAUACGUUCGUCGUUUGGCCCUGUGUCGUUAGGCUCGUUGACCGUGUUCGCUACCGCGUGUGCUUGUUCCUAAUGCGCAUCAUGCAGUAGUUGGGUCUCGCGCGCGUGGUUUUGAAGCUAUGCGCGUUCGUCGUUCUCUAGUCCCAGCCCGACCCAUUCGUGCGCUCGCUUUUCGUCCCUCGGGUUUCGUGCAUGCUCACGUUUAUCGUCGAAUCGUCGGACCUGUCAUCCUCUGCUCCAUCCCCCACCUCACCAGCUCGCUCCCGACUUCAGCUGAAAGUCGUCGUCGUUCCGCGCGUCAGCAAGAAAUCUCAAGAAUCGGGUGAAGACGAAGCUAGCAGCGCGAUAUUCCCUAAGCACUCGACAAAUUGCCUGAAUCGGAAAAUCGCUACCGAUCUCGCGGACUCGUGUCAGUUGUGGAAACGGUAAGCUGAUAAAUUAUUUAGAAUGGUUCAAUCGUUGAAUAAAUUAAUGUGUUAGUGCGAGGCUUAUUAAGGUGCUCGAUAAAUUUGCGUGAGUCACGAAACUUUCGUCGACUUCGCAGUCCUUGCGAUUAUCGAGCCAGAUUCAGCUAUAGCGAAUUAUUUCGCUAUUCCGGUCACUUAGCUGAAUUAGUGGAUCGAGUAGAAUUUUGGUAGGCAUAUGUGAUGAUAGAAUAUUUUAAUCACUUCUAUAGAUGUGUAUGUUUACGACAAAGAAAUGUUUAAGUAAUUGUUGACAUGAAAAACAUGCGAGGAGUAAAAUUAAAAUUAAAAUAGUUCUUUGCGAGCGAUGUGUAUAAUUUAUAAAACGAGGGAUAAGUUUAGAAUUUAAUUAAGUAGCUGAUGAGUUGUGUUUAGGCUAAUCAUGUUUAAAGUGUAUGAUUUGUUUGUAAUGUUUGCGUUAGGUUCGUAUAAUUUCGAAAGCGUAAUUAUUGCGCGUAGUCUAUAUUAAUAACUAGUGUUUUCGUGUAAGAUUGUACAACGUCUCGCCGCUAGGUGUUUAAAUUCGCUAUCGCGUAGCACUAUUUAGGUUUAUAAUAUUCCCGUUCUUAUGCAUUCAUGUGCAUUAUGCAAAUCAUUUAGGUACGAUUAUUUAUCGCGCGAUGCAGAAGACAAGCCAAGUCAACCCCAAGCGCGGACUAAUUUGCAAGAUGAUGCUGGUGGAUUAACCUGAAGAUGAAUAAUCGGAACAAAUGCGAAGACAAAAGGUUGAUCGUGAAGUGGUCGUCACCUAACAACACUAACCUAUUGUUACUCAGGCAAGCCCCGGUGCAUUUUCCACUUCAUUGAUGUUUUUAAAACCUUUCUCACUUGCUUGCUGCAUUAAGUAAUAGGAGUUGAUUGCUAAACAAUUCCUGCAUU